This is a messenger RNA of Gossypium arboreum, 3657 nucleotides long. RefSeq names its product probable disease resistance protein At4g27220. The transcript has 7 exons. Gene Ontology annotation, molecular function: ADP binding; ATP hydrolysis activity. Lineage: Eukaryota; Viridiplantae; Streptophyta; Magnoliopsida; Malvales; Malvaceae. The record is from RefSeq and is a predicted model, not a curated record. Bases 315 to 2297 code for a protein of 660 amino acids.
AACUAAUGAUGAAGAAAAACAUUUUAAAGUUAAACCAACGACUUCCCAUUCUUCUUUCUUCAUCCAAUUUGUAUUUUUGCUUUCAAUUUCUCAUCAUUUCCAGUCUUUGUUUUCAGUUUUCACAUUUUCUUCUGUUCUGUCUGUCAAUUAAGGAAAAAGAAAAACAAAAAAAACCCUGCAAACUUUCUGGUAUUCACAGAGAGAGAGAGGUAAGUUCAAGAGUAAUUUCAACUUCGCAAAGGAAACAGCGCAGAAGAUAGUUCAGAGAAGCUCUCUGGUAUUCACAGAGAGAAAGAGAGAGACUAUCAACAAAAAUGGCCGAAUCUGUUGCCUCUGCUGCUGUCCAAAAUGUGACAAACCAGGCAAUGGAAUACGCAUCACCCUAUCUCCGUUACUUUUUCUGUUAUGGAGAGAUUGUUGGGGAUUUCACGAAUCAACGAGAAGCACUUGAAUUGAAGAAACAGAGGGUGGAAAUUUGUGUCGGUGGGGCUAGAAGGCAAAAUGAAGUCAUCUAUAAGGACGUUGAGAACUGGCUUAUAAGGGCUGAGAAAGAGCUGAAAGAAACCCAGAACUUGAAAGAUGAAAUAGAUUGCGUCAAGUGUUCCAAAUGGUGUCCUCAAUGGGGCUGGCGAUAUUGCUUAAGUAAGAAACUGGCAGAGAAGACUCCUAUUAUCUCUGAACUUUUAAAGACUUCUGACUUUGCACAGGUGGGCCAUCGUGGUUCUCUUCAAGGAAUAGAGUUCAUCACAUCCACGCCUUUCAUGGACUCUAAAUCUUCAAAAUUAGCUUUGAACCAGAUCAUGGAGGCUAUAAAAGCUGUCAAUAUGAUCGGACUGUACGGAAUGCCAGGAGUUGGUAAAACAACUUUAGCCAAAGAAGUUGGGAAGCAUGCUCGAGAACAAAAGCUAUUUGAUAAAGUUGUGAUGUUUACUAUGUCCCAAAAUCUGAACAUCAGAACAAUUCAAGAUAAAGUUGCAGAGAUGUUUGGUUUAAACUUUCAAACAAAUACCGAAGAAGGACGAGCAGAAGAGCUAUUCAGGAGUAUGCAACUCAUGAACAAAAUCCUCGUAAUUGUCGAUGACCUCUGGGAAGAAUUCAAAUUGGAGAGCAUCGGAAUUCCAUUCGGUGAUGAGCACAAGGGUUGUAAAAUUCUUCUGACUACACGUCAUCAACAAGUCUGCACCAAAAUGAACUGUCAGAAGGAGAUUUUACUUGGCAUCUUAUCCGAAGACGAAGCAUGGGUUUUGUUUCGAGAUAAAGCUGGUUUAGAUGAUGACUGUUCCUCCUUGAAUGAUGUAGCCAAAGAGGUUGCUGGUGAAUGUAAGGGAUUGCCCCUUGCAAUUGUUACCGUGGCAAAAGCUCUAAAAGGUGAGAGUUUAGAUGGGUGGAAAGCCGCAAACCAGAGAUUCAAGGACUCAAGGCAUUUGGAUAAUGAAGAAGUUCUAGGAGGUGUCCUCAAGCCUCUUAAACUUAGCUACGAUUAUUUGAAGAAAGACAAUAACCAAAUGACGGGUAAUGACAUCCAAAUGUGUUUCUUACUGUGUUCCAUUUUUCCUGAAGAUUAUGAAAUCGUUAUUGAGAAGUUGAUUAUGUGCGGAAUUGGAGUAGGAUUGUUCCCGUAUGCUAACUCGAUUGAAGAUAAAAGGAAUGAAAUUGGUAUAGCACUAAAAAAACUCCAAAAAUGUGGCUUGUUAUUGGAAGGUGAUUAUGCUGGAAAGAUAAGAAUGCAUGAUGUGGUUCGAGAUUUUGCUCAUUGGCUAACAUCAACCGGAGAAAAUAUGUUCAUGGUAAAAGAUAAGUUGAAAGAAUGGCCUGAUAUGGUUGAAAGUUUUGAAUGUUAUACUGCAAUCGCUUUAUGGAAUUGUAGUUGUAACAUAAAAAAUUUUCCCUACAAAGUGGAAUUUUCAAAGCUCAAGACUUUGUUUCUUCUUGGAGAGAGAGAGGAGGAUGAUAUCCUAGUGGUUUCCAGUACAUUUUUUGAAGAAAUGAAAGCCCUCCAAGUUCUAUAUCUCGAAAGAGUCUAUUUCUCACUGAAAGGAUUCAAUUCCUUACCAGAUCUUAAAACUUUGUAUUGUAUUAGAUGCAAGGUGGAAAACUUCUCAUCAUCACUGACGAAUAUGACAAACCUUGAGAUUCUUGCAUUGAUUUGCAUUGAGGUUGAUGAGAUAAGUGAAGAAUUAGUGAAAUUGCCUACACUGAAAUAUUUACGUCUUUCUGGUGCUUCAUUUGGAAAAAUGAAUUUUCCCCCCAAGUUGGUAUCAAGGAUGACUGUCGUCUUUGUUGCUUCCCGAAAUUGAGAAUUCUUGAGAUAGACUUUUGCAGAAGUUUAAAAUAUGUUUGUGCAAACACUUCGACUCUAGGGCUUCAAUCAUUGGAAUCUGUCGAAAUAAGUAAUUGUCCUCAACUUAUGCAAAUCUUCAAGAUGGAACAAAAUGAGAACGGGGAAGAUGUGGUGAUUCCUCAGAACCAUUGCUGGCCAAAAUUGAAAACUUUUUGGAUAUGGAAUUGCCAACUAUUCUCAUGCUUCAUUGUACAAGCUCCACUCUUGGAGAAAUUGAGUUUUAAUAACGUGGGAACCAUAUGGAAAAUUGAUGUGCCUGUAUUGAAUGAAGAUUGUAUAGUAGUUGGGAAUCAUGAAAAGGUAUUUCAAGUUCAAGGUGGGUACUCAUUCUCAAGAAUAAAAGAAUUGUACUUGAGCAAUUUAUUUGAAAUGCAGAUUAUAUGGAACGAUUUUGCUCAAGUUGUAACCCUUAAGAACUUUUCAACUUUAAAGCUGAUAGAUUGCAAGAAGUUAAAAUAUAUAUUUUCACCUACGAUGGCUCGUAGUUUAUUACAUUUGGUGAAUCUUUCCAUCGAGGGGUGUGAAGAAAUAGAACGACUCAUUUUAGCCAAUGAGCAAAUUUCUUCUUCAUCAUCAUCAAAUGCUAGCCUCCAGCCUAUAAGCUUUCCAAAUUUGACUUAUAUCACUGUUACAGAUUGUGGAAAUUUGAAAAGUCUCUUUCCUUUUAGAUUUGUUCAUAUUCUUCCAAAACUUGAAUGUCUCAUAGUUGAAUGGAACUCUAAAUUGGAACAAGUAUUCGAAUUAGAAGAUGAAGUGGAAGUGGUAGUUGGAGAGGAAAUGAAAUUUGAUAAAUUAAGAAGUUUAACACUUGAAGAACUACCGAAUCUCAUUCACUUCAGUCCCAAAGGAUAUCAUUUUGUAUUGCCAGCAUUAAUAGAGUUGAAAGUAAGAGAUUGCCCUAAGUUGACUACUGGUUUCUCCAUUGAUUCACGGAAAUUUGUGCAUUGCGAAACAAAGACACCCCAAUUAGUUGAGGAAGAUGCGACAAUUUUCAAGAAGAAUAUAUGUUGGAGCCGUUUAGGGUCCUUCGAUGAGAGGAGACUACGACACAUUACAUGAAAGAAUGGAUGAUUUUAGGGCAGCUUUCAAAGCCAUGUUACAUAAAUCAAUAGGUGGAGGUUUAUGUUGUCCAGUUUUUUUGGUUAAGUUUUUUAUAUAAUUUGUGUCUAACACUACUUUUUUUGAAUUUUUUAAAGGUUUUUUUUAUAUAUUUAGAGAAUCAUAUAUAUCCAUAUCCAAAUGGACAUGAAUGCAAAAUAGAAAAUGAAUAUUUGAAGUAUCAUAAGUUCAAUAUAUCAACUAAAUCCAGGUAAAAA